Messenger RNA from Solea solea (common sole), 1725 nucleotides. It is a transcript of the gene acer2, whose product is annotated as alkaline ceramidase 2. The transcript is spliced from 6 exons. Gene Ontology annotation, cellular component: membrane. Lineage: Eukaryota; Metazoa; Chordata; Actinopteri; Pleuronectiformes; Soleidae. The coding region runs from base 257 to 1090 and encodes 277 amino acids. Gene Ontology annotation, molecular function: hydrolase activity, acting on carbon-nitrogen (but not peptide) bonds, in linear amides. Gene Ontology annotation, biological process: ceramide metabolic process. The record is from RefSeq and is a predicted model, not a curated record.
CUGUCCUCGCCAUCAUCAUCAUCAUCAGUGGUCAGAGAAGAGCGGAGCGUCAAGUCAGACAGCAGCAGCAGCAGGAGGAGGCUUUGUGGGGGAUCAGCGGCUUAAAAUGCGGCUCAGCAGCGCUGACCACAGUACAUGACCGUGUGCAGUCUACGUUACGUGUCACUACAUUUAGCGAGAGCUGAAGAGACAGACGGAGAUUCUUUUUGUUGUUGUCUCUGCUCUGCUCGGUUUGUCCGACAGAACUAGUCCAGACAUGAGUGACGUUCAUGUGGUGUUCUGGGACCAGUUGCAGGCUGGCAGCUCCGAGGUGGACUGGUGUGAAGGCAAUUACCUUAUUUACCCGAGCAUCGCUGAGUUUUACAACACGAUCAGCAACAUAUUGUUUUUUGUUUUGCCGCCCAUAUUAAUGUGUUUGUUCCACCAAUAUGCAACACAUUUCAACUGCGGGAUCUACCUCAUAUGGAUUCUACUUGUUGUGGUCGGUAUUGGUUCGACAUAUUUUCACGCCACCCUCAGCUUCCUCGGCCAGAUGCUGGAUGAACUGGCCAUCUUAUGGGUUCUCAUGUGUGCCAUUGCCAUGUGGUUCCCAAAGAGAUAUCUACCUCGGAUGUUCAGGAGGGAUCGGUCAAGGUUCAAAGUGGUCAUUGGAAUCUUGUCAGGAAUCACCACAGGGCUGGCCUUCGUUAAACCUGUGGUCAACUCGCUGUCACUCAUGACUCUGGGUAUUCCCUGCACUGUGCUGCUCAUUACUGAGCUUAAAAGGUGUGAAAACCCACGUGUCUUCAAGCUGGGCUUGAUCUCAGGGAUCUGGUGGGCGCUGGGUCUGCUUUGCUGGAUCAGUGACAGGAUAUUCUGUGAAAUGUGUCAGUCAGUCAACUUUCCCUACUUGCACUCUGCUUGGCACAUCCUCAUAUGCCUGGCCUCGUACUUGGGUUGUGUCUGCUUCGCCUACUUUGACGUUGUGACCGAGGCUCCGGAGCGAGGACCCGUAAUCAUGUUCUGGCCCAAUGAGAAAUGGGCCUUCAUCGGUGUGCCCUAUGUCUCCUUCCUUUGUGUCCACAAGAAGCCUACUAUCAAGGUGACUUAAAGUGACCCGAAACCCCUGAGUCUGCAGCUCAGCUGCUUGUGCUUCCACAAUUCUCAGCAGGGUGCAUGGCAACACGAUACACCAUCACACCUGUGAGUCAGCUGGCUGACAUCCACUGGUGGUCGAGUGAUUCACGCUCCGGUCCGCAGAGAGGAUUCAUCCUUUUCCUCAUUCCUACCCCUGGUGUGCUCGUCAAUAAACGGCAGGGUUUAUGCAACAAGGUGUCACAAAAUACACACACAAUAUCAAAGCCAAGGAACCUUAACAGUGUUCUUAAUGCAUUCUCAGGCUUUGCGCGAGUGAUUUUGUGCAUUUUAUUUCAACCCAGGAAACCUCAUUAUAAAAGCAUUAUAUCGCAUUGACUUAUCACUACAGUAUCUCGCAGGUGCAGUCCGGUCAACAUGAAACCGUGUUUAGAUACGGUAACGCACUGGCUUCAUUAACUGUGGUGAAUGCAUGAUGUAUUAACACUCAAAGGUAAUUCACACAAAGCCUUGAGUAUAUUCAAUACAUAAUGGUUUUGUGCUGUUAGACCUGAACUCAAACACAAACAGCAUCUUUGUAUUUUUGGUGUUGGAAUGUUUUCUUUCAGCAUGGUUGUUAAAAGUUUGAUAUAUUCUUCUAUAUAUAUAUAU